AUGUUAAAAGAUAAAUUGUUAAAAUUCUUGAAUUAUUACUACUUCAUUAAAAAUUACUAUAUUUACCAUAUCCUGUUUUUGUAUACUUUUUUUUUAAGAAUAACAUACACUUAUGCGGAAAUUACGAUAUCGCAUUUUUUUACUUUUUUGUUAAGUACAUACGACAAUACAGAAACACCAAGAAAGGAAGAAAAUUUUUUUUAUUAUUUUAUCCAUUUUUUUAAUUUUAAUAGUAGAAAUGAUGAUAAAUUCUUAAAUACAAAAUUAUUCGUUGUUGUGUAUCUACCAAUAUGUUUGAAAUGUUUCUAUACCCUUUUUUUUGAUUAUAUUGCAUAUUACAUAUAUAUUCGUUAUUACUUUAGUAAAAUUAAUAAAAAUUUUAGUAGGAUUUAUUAUUCUUCAAUAUCUUAUGAAAAUGUAGAUAGUAAGGGUGGAAAUAAUUCUAUUUUUAAAAAAGAAAAAACUAAGCUGAACAGAAUUAGUAAGAGAAAAAAAGGUCCAAAUAAUGUUUACCAUCGGAUGUUAUCUGAUAUGCCUUUAUAUGAAUUUAGAAAAUACAUGUUGAGAAAAAAAAAGCUUUUAUCUAUAUGGCAAAGAAGGAAAAUCUUACAAGUUCAUAAUAAAAGGAAGCGUAAUGCCAGUAGGGAAAAAAAUAGGUUACUUUAUAAAGACGAAGUAAAAAAUAAACAAACUCGUAUAAAAGUAAUAACGUGCACUAACAGUUUUAUACAAAAGAACUUAAUGAAUAAUAAGGGGAAUUCCUCUGGUAAGAAAUUUUUUUUUAAUAUAUAUAAGAAUAAUAAAAAAAUAUUUUUUAGAAGAAAAAAAAAAAAAAAGUUGUACAAGGAUGAAAAUAAAAAAUUUUACAGCAAUUUAAUCAAAAGGGUAAUGAAGGAGAAGAGUGAGAAAUAUAUUCUUAAUAAUUUAUGUAUAAAUAUGCAAAAUCAUUACAAACGUUUGGAUUAUGUCUCUCGUGGAAAUAGAAUUACGAAUGAAGCGUGUAUUAUUGAGGGUGGUCCCUUCAACCAAAGGGGUGUUAACAAUAAAAUUAAUGGGAGUAAUGGUGCGAAUAGUGAAACGAGUAAAUGUACGAGUAACCGCACAAAUAAUAGUUCCAAUGUUAUGAAUAAGACAAAUGUUAUGAUGAAUGAUUCAUUCAGCUUUUAUGACAAUAUAGAGAAAAGUGCAAAUAUAGACUCAAAGGAGGAAAGCAUAAAAUUGUUAAAUUUUCAUCUAGGAAAAAAAUGUAAUGAUUAUGUAAAAUUAGGUGAUUCAAAAUAUGAGAAAACAACAAAUCAUCAGGUCAAUUAUGUCGACAAUUUUAACACUGAAUAUUCUCUUUUGAAUGAGGAACAUUGUGUUCCUUAUAAAAAUGAAAGUCAAAAUUUUGAAGAAGUAUAUUUUGAGAAUAAUAAGGAAAACAUUAUGUUCAUUUCCAAUAUGCUUGGUUAUUACCAUAACGAUGGAAAGAGCAUGCAUAUCGAUAAUAACAAUAGUAAUACGAAUGGCAAAUACAGUAGAAGGAAUGAAGAAUACAAUAAUAAUAGUAACGAUUGUUAUAAUAACUUUGGUCGCACAGAUUUGCGGGUACUUGAUAAGACAAUCGACCAUGCGUCUGCAAUUAAGGACAUUAAUUUAGGUUACUUACAUGUGAAUAAUUAUAAAAAUGAGAAUAAGAAAAAAUCAUAUAGAACGUUAAGAGGUAGUUUAAAGAUGGAUUAUAUUUUUAAGGAUAGCAUAGAUUUAGCAGAAAAUAAUAUGGGAUCGAGUGAAAAUUAUGAUUAUUAUUAUUAUAACAAAUUUAAAAGUUUUAAUUAUGGAAAGAAUGACAAUUCAUAUAAUGUUAGAGAGUUGAUAAACAAUAAGAUAAAUGCAGAAUAUUAUCACUUAAAAUUGAAUAUACUAAUUUUAUCAUGUAUUAUUAUUCAAAUUUUUAACUCAUUUAUUUUAAUUUUGAUUUCUAAUAAGUUUAUAAGAAAAAAAGAGAAAAUUUUUUUUUUCUGUUUUUUAUAUUCCUUAUUAGAAAGUGUUACAGAUGUUAUUUCAGAUAAUAUAUUUUUUUUAUGUGGAAAGUUUACAAACAUAUAUAAAAGGGAAUUUAGUUUAAAUUCUAUAUAUAUUAUACAAGUUAUAAGUAAAAUGAUUUUAAGUCUUUCUACAGUUUUUAUCUAUUUCGUAUAUCACAUAUUUGUACUUUUGCAUGAGCAUGCGAAUAUUAUGAUUAUAAACACUUUUAUUAAAACAUUAUCCAUUUUUAUCCUUUCUUUUAUUUUUCUUAAAAACAAAAAUAAUAUUUUCAAUUUUUAUAAGAACGAUAGAUUUGAAAACGUAAAUUGUUCUAAAGAAGAUAGAAGGGGGAUUACUGUUAUCAAUAAAACAAUGGAAAAUGGUACUGGAAAGAGCUUUUUUAAGAUAAAUAUGAAAAAUGAUGAAAUAGACAAGCAUAAUAAUGGUGAAGAUUAUGUUAGAAGCCCCUUAUAUGAUGAAGAGAAAGGAAUUAAUACUAUAAUGAAUAUACAGAACAGUAAAGAAAGGAUCAAUAAUAACUGCGAAAAUAGCAAUGAGUUUAAUUAUUAUGGUGGCAUGUAUGACAACUAUCGCUACAAUGAUAAGUAUUGCAGUGAUUAUUUUUAUUCUUCGAUUGAUGUAUUUUGUAAUGAACAACUUCUUAAGAAUGAUUUUGUAAAAAAUGAGUCAAACAAAAAGGAAACGUACAUGGACCUAUUAUGUGAUAAUUUGAAACACAUAGCAGAAUUUUUUAAUUUUUUUAAAUUAUUGUCAAGGAUAAAAUGUUAUAUAUUUAAAAAAAAUAAUAUUAAUUAUAAUAACAGAUAUACAUUGCUUACUGUACAUGGAGCACAACUUGACGAGCAGAUAAAAACAAAUAUUUUUGUUACGGAAAAGCAGGACUAUAAAAUAAGGUUAUCCAUUAUGGAUAAUUUUAAAAAAUUAUUUAAUAUUAAUGACAAUAUAAACUUUUAUUCAAGAAUAAAAAAUUCGGGUAUUACAAAAUAUAACUCCUUAAUUGAGAAGGAAAUAGAAUAUAUUAAUAAAAAAGAGAAAAAAAAAAAAAAAAAAAAGAAAGACAAUAAGGAUGAUAAUGGGAGAUUAAGUAAUAUACAUUUCCUAAGCCGUUUUAAUAGCAUAAAAAGUUUGAACAACAAAAAAAAAUUUAUUCUUAGCUAUCCUAUUAGACUAUUACUAAACAAUUUAAAUUUUUCUAACAUUUUUUAUAUAUGCUUAUUAUUAAUUAUUCCCACUUUUGAAAGAAUAUUUUUAAAUUAUAAAAUAAAAUAUAUAUCAUUAGAUAUGCAUUCCUAUUGCUAUUUGAAUUUAGUAAAUUAUGUAACAGAUUUAAUAGGUCUAUAUCUUUAUAUAAGUUACUUCAGUGAAGAAUCCUAUGCUACAUCAAUUUUCCUCAGCUCGCUGGUUAAUAUUUUCUUGAUGUCCUUACGCUUUUUAUUUUUUCACUACAGAUUUAAUCAGCUCUGGUUACUGUUUUUGGAAACAAUUCUGAAAUCACUGCACAAAACAUUCUUUUAUAUGCCUAUUUAUAUUUUGGUAACGAAGGUAUAUAUAAAAAAUAUUCACAAUUUGAUGUGCUCCUUUUAUUCUAGUAUUUUAGAUGCAAGCUCCUUUGCUUCUCACUAUUUUGAAUAUUUGAUUUUGAGCUAUUAUAGCAUAGAUGAUUCCAAAAGCGCCUUCAUUUUCGUAUACAUUAUCUUUUUGAUAUUACAUUUGUUAUCGCUGGUUAUUAUUUCAAGAUUAAAGAAGACAUAA
Molecule: messenger RNA, 3780 nt
Organism: Plasmodium malariae
Lineage: Eukaryota; Apicomplexa; Aconoidasida; Haemosporida; Plasmodiidae
Product: conserved Plasmodium protein, unknown function
Exons: 4
Coding region: 1-3780 (1259 amino acids)
Source: RefSeq, a predicted model, not a curated record